CGACCAAGCAAUAAAAGGAAGAAGCUUCACAUUCAGGAAGUAUUCUUCAUCUUUUUCCACACAAACGGUAACCAUGGCUAGCAAGGUGCUUUAUGACAGUUAAUGAUGAUGGAGUAUUCUGUGAAGGGUCGUGGUGGGGGAAGUUCUGCACUGGUGAUAGUGGAGCUAUCCCCAAACACCCAGGAAGAAACUGUUGCUUGGUUACUGAGCAGGAUAAGAGAAAAGCAGCAGGAUGGAGGUGCUGAGCUACUGGUAGAACAACUGAAGCGUGGCGUUGGUGUGGAAGGGAGGGAAAACCCCAACAUGUUUCUUGUGGCGGCCUCCUGGCAGAGGCUCCUCACCGGUGCGGAAGAUGUGGGUCUCUUCAAGGAGUUCCAGGAUGGAUCCAUGAGAGGUUUCACAUGUGCCAACAGCCACAACUUCAAAGACUUCCAUGGGGAUGGAGAUGGCUUCCUGAGUACGGCCGAGUGUCAAUACAUCAUUAAACAUGAGUUGGAGAAUUUACGAGCUAAGAAUGAGAGCCAUGUUCCGGGAUACCCUCAAGUCAAGCUGUACCCGGGGAAAUCUAUCAUUCGUAGACUGCAAUCCAAAAAAGUCCUGAUCCAAAUGUUUCCCCUACAUGACAAAGAGGAACUCAAGAGACUUUCUUUUAACUGGUACAAAAAAGUCAAAACAUCCCUACAGCCUCUUGAUGACAUCAGGCACUACUUUGGGGAGGCUCAAGCUCUGUACUUUGGCUUCCUGGAGUAUUUUACAUUGGCCCUGGUACCCAUGGCCCUCAUUGGGGUGCUCUAUUAUCUCUUUGACUGGGAUGAUUACGGCAAAUAUGUUUUCUUUGCUGUUUUCAACCUUAUCUGGUGCACUGUAAUCCUGGAGCUAUGGAAGCGGUGCAGUGCCUCGCUAGCCUAUCACUGGGGCACACUGAGCAGAAAGAAGGUGUUUGAAGAACCCCGGCCUGGUUUUCACGGUGUUCUCGGGUUCAACCCCGUAACGGGACGUGAAGAACCCCUCUACCCCAACUCCAAGCGCCAGCUCCGUGUCUACCUUGUGUCUCUACCCUUUGUCCUUCUGUCCCUUUACCUGGCCCUCUAUGUCAUGAUGAUCUACUUUCAGAUGGAAGGAUGGGCUCUAAUGAUCCAUGAUAGGGAACAAAGCUUCUGGACGGGGAUUCUGGUGUAUAUUCCCAGUAUAGUCUAUGCUGUGGUUAUAACUUUUAUGAAUGCCCUCUACAGAUAUGCUGCUGAGUUUCUCACAGAGUGGGAAAAUCACAGGCUUGAGUCUUCAUAUCAGAAUCACUUGGUCCUCAAAGUAUUAGUUUUCAACUUCUUAAACUGUUUUGCUUCCCUGUUUUACAUCGCCUUCGUAAUGCAAGACAUGGUGCUGCUCAGACAGAGUUUGGCAACGUUGUUGAUCACCAGUCAGAUCUUGAAUCAGCUGAUGGAGGCUUUCCUGCCCUACUGGCUUCAGCGGAGACGCAAUAAAAAGAUGAUGUCCAAUGUUAGGAAGAGUCGAAGUGUGGAAGGCAAGGAGCUUCUUUUAAAUGAGCAGGUGGAACUGGAAGCUGACAUGAGCACUUACUUGGGUACCUUUGAUGACUACCUGGAGUUGUUCCAUCUGUUUGGUUAUGUCAGCUUGUUCUCGUGCGUUUACCCUCUGGCUGCCGUUUUCGUAGUUUUGAAUAACAUAACAGAGAUUUACUCUGAUGCCUUCAAAAUGUGCCACGUGUUCAAACGACCCUUCUCGGACCCGGCUGCCAACAUAGGAAUCUGGCAGCUGGCCUUUGAAGCCAUGAGUGUGAUGGCUAUCGUGACCAACUGUGCUCUGAUCGGCAUGUCUCGUCAAGUCAGAGCUUACUUCCCUGACUCAGACAUGCAGCUCAUUCUGUGGACAGUGGCUCUGGAGCAUGGCUUGCUCGCCUUCAAGUUCAUCCUGGCCUUCCUGAUUCCAGACGUUCCCAAACACAUUCAAGUGAAACUGGCUCGUCUGGAGUUUGAAUCGGUGGAGGCCCUCAAGAAGAAGAAAAUGUUUCAAGUGCCUGAGCGUAGUUAGAGUUCCCAGGGAGGGUGAAGACGCCUACACCUGCGUGAGAAAAAUCUGCCAAAGAAAACAAAGCGUUAAUAUGUUUUUUCAUCUACUGCAUAUAUCCAUGACUCCAUGUUGCAAUGUAAAGGACAUGACUGUAAUAAAGGCUGCACAGAAA
Messenger RNA from Dunckerocampus dactyliophorus (ringed pipefish), 2200 nucleotides. RefSeq names its product anoctamin 10a (gene ano10a). Gene Ontology annotation, biological process: chloride transmembrane transport. Lineage: Eukaryota; Metazoa; Chordata; Actinopteri; Syngnathiformes; Syngnathidae. The record is from RefSeq and is a predicted model, not a curated record. The transcript is spliced from 15 exons. Gene Ontology annotation, molecular function: chloride channel activity. Bases 103 to 2049 code for a protein of 648 amino acids. Gene Ontology annotation, cellular component: plasma membrane.